AUGGCGACGCCGCCUCCAGAGGCUCCUUCCGUUCUUAAGGAGGAGAAGCCUCAACUGCCGCCGUCGCCAAAUGGCGUAUCUGAUGGUGGUCCCACAGGCGUGGAUACUCCCGUUACCGAUGCCAAACCAGACGCGUCAGUGAAUGGGGCAGAAAAACCCACGUCGCCUAAGCCUGCUGCGGUGAAUGGCCACGGUGCAGAGAAUACCCCUACCAAUGGUGCCGAAGCAGCAUCGCCUCCCAAGUCCCCGGCUCACACUCCUGCUGAUGCCUCGCCUCAACAAACCGCAUCAUCCGAAGCAGCUAAACCUUCGAACAUGGAUUCUGCUGCGACCGAUGAUGUCACCCAAGAAACAGUCGGAGAUAAGCCUACUUCAAGUGGACCGACCGCGCAGGAGCCUUCUAACGGCGCCAGCGCAGACAAGCCUGCCCCCAGUGACCCCCAACCCUCCCAGGAUGUUGCGAAGCCGUCGGCAGAAGAACCCUCGUCUGGUACCAGUGGCGAAGGACAAGCGCAGCAGCCACAAGAAUCCCCUUCGGUGAAAACUGAACUUCCUCACCAUCCUCCCACCAGUGCCAAACCUGACAGCGUAUCGAAUGAUGCUCCUGCCAGCAGUGCGCCGUCUGUCCCCCCUCUGCAGACUACAGAUCAGGAGAUGAAGGAUGCGCCGGAAGCUCCGGCCUCUCCGACGAAAGUGUCGCGGGAGCGUGAGCCAGAUCCCGCCGACGAGCCAGCCGCAAAGCGUACCAAGAUCGGGGAUGAGGCGUCGGCGCCCGUGGAAUUCAAAGCUCCCGAGCCCCCUACGCCGACGACUGAAGCACCCGCGGAGCGAAAGACCAACGGGGAUGCUAGCAUGACCAAGGUUCAGCACAAGUUCCUCUUGAAGGGUAUUCAGAGCCUCAAGCGUAUGAACGACUCACGUUUCUACCGGGAGCCUGUCGACCCCGUUAGGAUGAACAUCCCCCACUAUCCCCACUUCAUCAAGCAUCCCAUGGAUCUUGGAACCAUCGAGCGCAAAUUGAAGCACAAUGAGUACAAGUCGGCGCAGGCAGUUGUUGAUGACUUUGCUCUUAUGGUGAAUAAUGCUUUGCAGUUCAACGGCCCCGAUCACAUCGUUACGCAAGAGGGACAAAAGCUCAAGGCCACCUUCGACAAACAGAUGGUUAACUUGCCCAAGCCCGAUGAAGUUGAGGAAAAGAAACCCAAGAAAAUAUCGCAGAAGACCUCGGCUGCCCGUAGGGAGCCACGAACAAGUAUCGGGCACAAUCCCCCUGCGCGUCCGACUGGCAACUCACCCCAAGCAACAACCUUCGCCCUGGGGCCGGAAGGUCUGCCGACCAUCCGUCGCGAUUCUACCACUGUCGACGGACGGCCUAAACGGUCCAUCCACCCUCCCAAGCGAGAUCUUCCUUACUCGACGAAGCCAAAGAAGAAGAAGUAUCAAUGGGAGCUGAGGUUCUGUCAGGAGCUGCUGGAUGAUCUGCACAAAUCAAAGCAUUACAGCUACGCCGUGCCGUUUUACUUCCCUGUGGAUCCGGUCGCCUUAAACAUCCCGACAUACCACAGCAUCAUCAAGAAACCGAUGGAUAUGUCGACCAUGAAACAAAAAUUGAAAACCGGUCAGUAUGAGAACGCCAAGGAGUUCGAGCUUGAUAUGCGCCAGAUCUUCAAAAACUGCUUCAAAUUCAACAUUGCGGGUGAUCCGACCUAUUUGGCGGGCCAGAAAUUCCAGGAGGUUUUCAACGAGAAAUGGGCGCAGAAGGGCCGCUAUUUGGAAGCACACGAACCGCACCCAGAGCACCACAGCGCCGCUUCUUCCGAUGAGAGCGAGGAGGAAGCUGAGGAAAGCGAGUCUGACAAUGAGAAACUGGGUCUGUUGCAGAAGCAGAUUGAGGAGAUGUCGCGUCAAGUAGAAGCCAUCACGCAGAAGAAGAAGAAGACCCCUCCCGGAUCCAAGAAGAUUGGAGGAGGAGGUAAAGGGAAAUCCGCCAGCAAGAAGGAGGCCAAGAAGCCCGUCUCCGUGAACCCGGCCAAGAAGGACAAGAAGAGCAUUAGCUCGAAACAUUCCAAGCCUGAAAAGCCUCGCUGGGUCACGUACAACGAAAAGCAGGUUAUUUCUAAUGGCAUCAGUAGCCUUCCCGACAAGAAGAUGCAAGAGGCUCUCAAGAUCAUCCAGAGCAAUGUUCCAAGUCUCAAGGUAUGUUACCUAUAUCCAUCUCUGUCAGCCGCAGCUAACCAUCAUUCAAAAGGGCACCCAAGAGACGGAAAUUGA
This is a messenger RNA of Aspergillus melleus, 2271 nucleotides long. Its product is annotated as transcription initiation at TATA-containing promoter protein. The record is from RefSeq and is a predicted model, not a curated record. The transcript is spliced from 2 exons. Gene Ontology annotation, biological process: chromatin remodeling; regulation of DNA-templated transcription. Lineage: Eukaryota; Fungi; Ascomycota; Eurotiomycetes; Eurotiales; Aspergillaceae. Bases 1 to 2271 code for a protein of 756 amino acids. Gene Ontology annotation, cellular component: nucleus; chromatin.